This is a messenger RNA of Lonchura striata (white-rumped munia), 2539 nucleotides long. RefSeq names its product DnaJ heat shock protein family (Hsp40) member C12 (gene DNAJC12). NCBI's taxonomy places the organism in Eukaryota, Metazoa, Chordata, Aves, Passeriformes, Estrildidae. Gene Ontology annotation, cellular component: cytoplasm. The record is from RefSeq and is a predicted model, not a curated record.
UAACGCUCCAGGGCAGAGACUUCAGCAUGUGGUUAGGUUAGGAAGUAAUCUUCUGAAAUCAACAGAUCAUGGGUGACACCAAAGGUGUCCAGAGUCGCUGUUGUGCUGAGGCCUUGGUCAUUAAUCAUAGCUUAAAAUUAAGGUAUUUCACCUCAAUGUGAGUUUCACAAAGAGCAUGUUUUGCACACAGUACAGACCUUCAAUAGUAAUUUGGCAUGAGAAAGGGUGUUUAAUUUCAUAGUAGAAAGUGAGUGUUUCAUGUUGUCGGAUAGUUUUAGUUGGUCAGAUGUAAGUUUGGUUUUGAGGAGUAGUGUCUGUGUAAACCAAGGAGGCCUUCGGAGAGUUAAGGUUGCUCCCUUUGUAUUGAGCUGACUGGCAGACCUGUGACAGACUUUGGCAAGGCUGGUGUUUUGUUCUCCAAAGUUUUCACUCUGUAAUUGUUAUUUUGGAAGUAAUCCUUACUCUCUUUUAUAAUUACCCAUCUAAUCAUCUGGUCAAAGAAGGUGGCAGAAGUUGUAAAUAAAAAUGGAACAGAAAAUGGCCCAGGUGCAGAGCAGCCUCUCGGUGUGUGCCUGGUUUGCAGAGGCUGCCCAGGGGACGGGAGAGAGAAAUCUCUGCCACGUUUCAGUGCCCACAACUCUGCGGUCUGGACGGGAGCCAGGGUUUGUGGCUGGAGUGCCUCUGGAACUACAAAUCCCAGGGAGCCGCGCCCAGAGCACUGUGUGCGGGCGGGCUGGCACCGUGCGGGGCCAAUGGCAGCGGGGAACUCCCCGGCUCCGCUGCCGGCGCUCCGAGGCGCCGCUCGGAGCUCGCCGGACUGCGAGCUGCCUCCUGCCCCUGGCCGCUCCGGAUUGCUGUGGGAGCUCCGACUUGGUUCCGCAGCCUCCCUGCCGCCUGCAAGAAACCCGCUGGACCAGCGCCCAUGGAUGCGAUCCUGAGCUGCAAGCCGGAGGACCUGGAGGAUUACUACAACUUGCUGGGAUGCAAUGAGCUAUCGACGGUUGAACAGAUUCUUGCCGAAUAUAAGAUUAAAGCCCUUGAAUGUCAUCCUGACAAACAUCCUGGAAACCCCAAAGCAGUGGAGCACUUCCAGAGGCUGCAGCAGGCCAAGGAGACUCUGACGGACGAGCAGAGCCGGGCGCGGUACGAUCAGUGGCGGCGGAGCAGAGUCCUCGUCCCGUUCCAGCAGUGGCAGGCGCUCCGCGGCUCCGUCCGAACGUCAAUGCACUGGGCUGUCCAAAGUAAGAAGGACCAAAUGCUGGAAGCUCCUGACUUGGGAAACACCAACAACACAGCUAAGGAGGAGUGGACCCAACAGAUGGAAAACAGUGGGGAUGGAUUGCUGGAAGGGAGCAGAGAACAAGAUGAUGUUGCAAUCCCUGAUGUGAAACCACAGUCUUCAAAGAAUCCAGACUCCCCAAAAUUUUCAGAGGGGAAUUACUGGCACUUGCGUUUCCGCUGGUCAGGCGAUGCUCCAUCAGACCUUCUGAGGAAAUUCAGAAACUAUGAGAUCUAAAAUGAGAAACACACAGAAGCAUGAGAUCAUCUGUUCAGUGUUCAGUUUGGGUUUUUCAACAGCAGUUAAAAGUUAUUUGUAUUUUGUAAUGUGUUGUUCUAGUCAAUGUCUAAAUACUGAUUUAUCACACAUGCUGUGAGCGUUACAGAUAGAGAUUUGUCUGCUCAAUAAGAAAAACCCUUUUCAAUAUUAAUAUAAAGUGAUGUUGUGAAGUUAUCUAACAUCUUGUAUUCUCAGAUAUUGUGUAGUGAUUAAUAUUUCUUUCAAUAGUGUGAUGUUAUAAAAAACAUACUCUUAGUAGAACCCUGGGCUCCAGGGUAUCCUACUCAGCGAGGAUCUUCCAAAAGCUUUAUGACAAUGAAGUGUAAAUAGAGCUGUGCUUAUCUAUUAACUCUGUGCUCUGCUUCACUUCUCCAUUGCAUUGGACUCACUGCACUUACUCAUUACAAACUUAACUUGUAGGAGAGUUGUGAUUUUAUGUUAUAGAUGAAAUUAGGAGGUUCUUGUUAUCCAAGGUGUCUGUGACAGAUCAAGCACUCCUAAAAAUCGCUUGUCUUCUACCUUAACAAGAACACUUUUUGCACCAGCUAUUUGUUUUGGAAGGCAGUUUCAGAACUUCUCCAGAUAGCAAUUUUUGUCUUAAGAUGUAUUGGUGGAAAACUGAUCCCGUGUGUAUGUGUGCCAGCUUUGUCCUUGCUUCAUAGCAAUUCCCCUCCAUGCUCAGGUGUGCUAGACAUGGAUUUACCAGGGUUUUGUAUGGUGAGGAAUGAAAAAUCAGACUAGUCAACACUAAUGUGUACAAAAUCUCACAUGAAAAGUUUUUGAUACUUCGGGCAACUUUUCAAAUUCUACAUUGUUGUUUAUUUAUUUUGUGUUUGUUUUCUUCUUUGCAAACUUGGCUAAUAUGUCAGGUGUUGACGUGGUUUUGUGCAGGCAGAUAAUUCCAUCAGCAGCAAAUAAAACUUCAUGCAUACAGAAAAGGGGUUUCUUUCAUCUUUUUAAUUAAAUCCUCCACCCACCACA